AAAGGCGAAGACGAGUCUCCUUCCUAGCCCCGCCUACGAUGACGCCGCCGCCUUCGCCUCCCCGUCGUCUUUCUCGCGAACAAGAAUUAUCCGUCAUGGUUUCCGCCCUCACGAACGUCGUCACCGGUUCAGUCCCUUCCUCCACCGCCACCGUUGAUUUUUCUUUCGAUUUUCUUACCCAUGCCGUCGGAGCUUCUUCUUCGACUGACGUUGCAGGUGCGAAUAUGGUGGUAGAAGCGAGUGAAGUUAUGGAUAAGUGCCACGUGUGCAAAUUCGACGACUGUUUGGGCUGCAACCUUUUCCCGCCAAUUCAGCAGGAAGACAAAAAGGGCGGAGCAGCCGGGUCCUCUACGACUAUAACUAAACGAGUGAAGAAAAAAUACAGGGGAGUUCGACAAAGGCCGUGGGGAAAAUGGGCGGCGGAGAUCCGAGACCCGCGUCGCGCCGUCCGGGUCUGGCUCGGAACCUUCAACACGGCGGAGGAAGCUGCCCGUGCUUACGAUAAAGCCGCCAUCGAUUUCCGCGGACCCAGAGCUAAACUUAACUUCCCAUUCCCCGAUCUGACCACACCAGUCGCCGCCGCAACAACCGCAGCUGCAACAAGUGUAGCUUUUUCCGAUCUGACAAAUGCGAGCACGGAAAUGGGAUUGGGGACUGAGUUUUGGGAUAGAAUAGGCGAAGACGAGAUUCAACAAUGGAUAAAGAUGACGGAUUUCGAUGUCGAUGUCGAUGACAACAACAAUUCCUCGGAUUCUGCUACCACUACCAGAAACCCUAAUAGUUCUUGAACCAGGUUUGAAUCUACUGUCA
Molecule: messenger RNA, 810 nt
Organism: Hibiscus syriacus
Lineage: Eukaryota; Viridiplantae; Streptophyta; Magnoliopsida; Malvales; Malvaceae
Product: ethylene-responsive transcription factor ERF109-like
Exons: 1
Coding region: 39-788 (249 amino acids)
Biological process (GO): regulation of DNA-templated transcription; ethylene-activated signaling pathway
Molecular function (GO): DNA-binding transcription factor activity; DNA binding
Source: RefSeq, a predicted model, not a curated record